CGUGGCUAGGGCCCGCCAGCGCGCACGCGCGAGCCCCAUCCUGCUGUGGUCGUCCGGUGGUCGAAGUGUCCUGCGUUCGUCAUGUCGGCGUCGGUGGUGUCCGUCAUCUCGCGGUUCCUGAAUGAGUACUUGAGCACCACUCCGCAGCGGCUGAAGUUGCUGGACGCCUAUCUCCUUUAUAUACUGCUGACCGGGGCGCUGCAGUUCGGCUACUGUCUCCUCGUGGGCACCUUCCCUUUCAACUCUUUCCUCUCCGGCUUCAUCUCUUGUGUGGGCAGCUUCAUCCUAGCGGUUUGCUUGAGAAUACAGAUCAACCCACAGAACAAGGCGGAUUUCCAAGGCAUUUCUCCAGAGCGGGCCUUUGCUGACUUCCUCUUUGCCAGCACUAUCCUGCACCUUGUCGUCAUGAACUUCGUUGGCUGAACUGCUCCCGGGUCCUUAGUUGUGGAGCUGGAGUCGGCAGAAUGUUCACUCUUUGAUGUCCCCUGGAAAAGAAUUCUUGAGAUGUCAGCUCGUUGAACAUUGAUUCUUCAGAUUUGUGCUUGAUGAUGACUCAGACUUGGCAUGGCAUGGGGAGUCCAGAGACCUCCCUUUGCUGCCAGUCCGGCUUCACAGUGCACACCUGUUAAUGCGAACCCGGCCUUCCCUAAGUGUAACCCUCACUUUCCAAAUUAAACAGUUUUUCUGCUGCCUCA
This is a messenger RNA of Microtus oregoni (creeping vole), 695 nucleotides long. It is a transcript of the gene Dad1, whose product is annotated as defender against cell death 1. The coding region runs from base 82 to 423 and encodes 113 amino acids. Gene Ontology annotation, cellular component: oligosaccharyltransferase complex; membrane. The transcript has 3 exons. Lineage: Eukaryota; Metazoa; Chordata; Mammalia; Rodentia; Cricetidae. The record is from RefSeq and is a predicted model, not a curated record. Gene Ontology annotation, biological process: protein N-linked glycosylation.